Messenger RNA from Chelonus insularis, 2084 nucleotides. Its product is annotated as zinc finger protein 13-like. The record is from RefSeq and is a predicted model, not a curated record. The transcript is spliced from 6 exons. Lineage: Eukaryota; Metazoa; Arthropoda; Insecta; Hymenoptera; Braconidae. Bases 224 to 1447 code for a protein of 407 amino acids. Gene Ontology annotation, molecular function: DNA-binding transcription factor activity, RNA polymerase II-specific; RNA polymerase II cis-regulatory region sequence-specific DNA binding. Gene Ontology annotation, biological process: regulation of DNA-templated transcription.
UAUAUAAUGUUAAUAUCUUGAUAAAUAAUAUUAAAUAAUUUUUCAUCAAAUCAAGUGUUGUAAAAUUUAUUUAUCUGCAUGAAAAGUAAUUUAUUCAAAAGUGAAGUGUUAUAACAGACAAAUUGAUAUUACUACUACAACAAUUGUUAAACGACAGUUCAAUGAGUGUCGAAUAAGACGGUCAAGUUCCUUUGAGUUGCUAAGAGAGAAAAAUAACGACAAAAUGUGUGAAACGGUACCGAGAACAUGGUUAGGCAAACCAGAAUUACAUUACAGUAGCAUAGGAGUUCCUGCAAGUUCACUAUCACCUCCUGCUACCCUCUCGCCGCCAAGUAGUCCGAGUAUUUUGCCAACUUCACCCUGGAGUCCAGGUGGUCUCACCGGUGGUAGUAAUAGCUCCUGCAACGGAAUCCAAAAUCCACCGACGGCUGGUCAGCUUGCACCUGACCAACGAUUCGGGGCCUUCACCUUUGUAUCCAACUAUAAUUCUGAUUUAAAACUUCAGAAACAAACACACACUCCAGAAGCUACAUCAAGAAAUCUUACAGACAUGUGUUGUGGUUUGAUGUAUGGUGGAUACGGCACAACCUGGUGGGCUCAUCAUGCGGUGGGCCUUUUGCUGCCUCAUUCUCUUUUACCGCCACGAAUUCCUUCGCAGUCGACGACAUCCACAACUGAAUGCACGCCAAUUCAUCACGAACCAGCUAGUCCAGCCAAAGCAACCUCACCCAUCAGAUGCACACCCGAUCGAUCUCCAUUCGUUGUUGAAGGUGCUGCGCGUUUUUCAGAAGAUGAAGUACCAUUAAAUCUUAGCACAAAACCAAAUGAUGUAUCGUCAAGUAUUAAUCGCAAGUGCGAGAUAUGGUCACCAGGUUCAGUAUGUGAACGUGAAGCGAGGGAAACUACUACUCAGAAUUCACCGUUAACUACCACACCAAUAAUAACACGGCAGAUUCACCAUUCACCCCUCACACCUCCAUCAUCUAACGAGCGAACAUUUCAGUGCAAACAAUGUGGUAAAGCGUUUAAGAGAUCUAGUACAUUAAGCACGCAUCUUCUCAUUCACUCAGAUACCCGACCUUACCCUUGUCAAUACUGCGGUAAAAGAUUCCAUCAAAAGUCUGAUAUGAAGAAGCAUACGUAUAUUCACACUGGAGAGAAGCCACAUAAAUGUGUCGUAUGUGGAAAAGCUUUCUCACAAAGUAGCAAUUUAAUAACACAUAUGAGAAAGCAUACAGGUUACAAACCCUUUCAAUGCGGACUUUGUGAUAAAGCAUUUCAAAGAAAAGUCGAUUUAAGACGACAUCGAGAAGGACAGCAUCCAUCUGCACCUGCUUUAGAUUAUCGUUCAAUUCAAGCACUCAGUUCUCCAUGCCAUUCACAAUCACCACCAAUUCACGUUCCAACUUCAAAUUAUCUCAUGAUAUCUGCUCAAGAUAGCAGCUGAGGUAGAAAAAUAUAUUGAGAAAAAAUUAUUAAACAAACUAUCGGCUGGACCAAGAAAUUUUAUUACCGAAACCUUUCAAUACAAACUCAUAAAUAAAAUAUAACACAUCAAUACAUCAAUGCUGUAUCAAUCAGUUGAUUAAGAUAAAUUUUUGAAAUUACUCUGUUCUAAAAUAUUGACAGAAAUAAAUUAACGUAACUUGAGAAGAUAAUUCAAUGAAUGAAAGAUAUAGAACCCACACAACAACAAAACAAAUUAUAAAUAUGAAUUUUUAUGAGAAAAAAAGUCAUUUUGUUAUUAAUUUUAAUAACGCUAUUAAAAAUAGUAUUAAAAGUAUAUAAAUUAAUAAAAUACAUAGUUGAACAAUAAAAGAUAAUAACAGUAUGAAACAAUUGUCGUAGAAAAAAAUAUCGGCAUAAAUAAUUUCUAAAAAAAGAAAUGCCUCAUGUGAAAAUUAAACAAACAACGAUAUUUUUAAGUCGAUACAAGAAAAUUAAUAACAAUUUGACUGCCAUUGUUCAAAUUGUUUGUCGAUAAAAAAUAUUUAGACUGUUGCUUUGUGAUAUCUAUAACUACUAAAAGCUGAUUAUCAAAAAAUAUAUCACAAAAGAUGAUGAUAUUAAAAUAAUAAAAUUAA